Nematostella vectensis (starlet sea anemone) is the source of this 1332-nucleotide messenger RNA. RefSeq lists its product as uncharacterized. The transcript has 7 exons. The record is from RefSeq and is a predicted model, not a curated record. Bases 158 to 1222 code for a protein of 354 amino acids. Lineage: Eukaryota; Metazoa; Cnidaria; Anthozoa; Actiniaria; Edwardsiidae.
UUGUCAUAGCAACCAGUGAGGGCACGGAGAAAGUUUGACUUGGUCUCCGAGAGCAUUCAAAGUAUUGGUUAUUGGUUAUCGCAAUGGCGUGUAGUCUCCCUCUCGAUUACUCAUCGAAGAAUGAACGUGUCAAGCAAAUUAAUAAUAAUACCAAACAAUGAGGGGAAUUCAGCGGGGUUUCAACUAUUAUCAGUUUGAACUUCCCGUCGGGAACAAAGCGAGUCGAGCAACGCCAUCUAAAAGAGCAACAUCCAGUCUCACCUCAUUGAGGUCAAACUCAAGACUAAAGUUCUGUUCAAGCUCUACAUCAUUUGCUGGCAGAAGUGGGCGGAGCACACCCUGUACGCCGCAGAGCAGAGAGAGCCAUGCCUGUGUAGCUGUUGAUAACAAAGUACACCAGAAGGACUCGCAGCACAUCUUGGUAGGGUCUGCGCUAAGGAGGCCUCAUGCAACUGGCUACUCCCCGCUAGACUACCAGGUUAUGCCUGAUGUUGGCAAAAUCCCUCAACAGCCUUUUAAAUCCCAGUCACCCUGCACUGUCUACUCCUAUGCUAACCGUCCCAUGUCGGCAUGCACAAUGCCUGUCAAUCAUGGCAAGCAUACCAAGUCUAGCCUGCUGAGGGCUAAGUCUGCGUCAUGUGCUUCACUGUUAAGGGUGCCACCUGAGGAGAGCCGGCCAAGUAGUGCCAACAAAAGACUCUGUAAAGUCCGUGAUGACUACCGACAUUUCAAGUCUGGUACUCCAAAUAAACAGGUACCACCCCAUGGGGAAUCCUUACACAGUUUUCUCACAGGAGCAAGAUACAACAGCACAAGAUAUCUGGACUCCAGAACACUCUCCAAGCUGGGGGUGUAUAUUCCCAAGGCGGACCUGAAUGCUUUCUUCGUGCAAGAUAAACAAGCAGGAAAGACAAUACAAGAUUCUGAAGAUGAAACAGAUUCGGAAGUCGGACAAGAAGAUAUUCGAUCCCUGUCAAGCUCUAGCUCUGAAGAACUAGAAAUCAGUGAUGAUGAACAAAACAAAGAGACUGAUAGAAAAAACAAGGCUGUUAACACAGAAGCUCACUAUUUGAGCAUUGAACGGUGGCAUUCGGCCCAGUGGAAAACUGCUCGCAAGCCAACCACUCAGCAUGCACCAAGAGCCCAUACUGCGCCUUGUCGAAUUAAAAGGAUACAGACCUUUUACCAUGAUUAUGACACAGGGAAGAAAUACAAUUCUUAAAUAAUAGCUCAAUUUAUUAAAUGAAUGUACUUUAUAUUUUAUUGAUGUUUAUAUGGAAUGCAUGUUUUUUUUGUAUUGUGUGAUUUAAAUUACAAGAAAAAUGAUAGAUA